Messenger RNA from Brachypodium distachyon (stiff brome), 1859 nucleotides. Its product is annotated as LIM domain-containing protein PLIM2b. Gene Ontology annotation, cellular component: actin cytoskeleton; plasma membrane. NCBI's taxonomy places the organism in Eukaryota, Viridiplantae, Streptophyta, Magnoliopsida, Poales, Poaceae. The transcript has 5 exons. Gene Ontology annotation, molecular function: actin filament binding. The record is from RefSeq and is a predicted model, not a curated record. Gene Ontology annotation, biological process: actin filament bundle assembly. The coding region runs from base 581 to 1585 and encodes 334 amino acids.
CGCACGUACCAACUCUUCCGUUUGCUGGUGCGCUUCGUCUGCUUUCUUCGUCCCUUCUCCAUGGCCAUAGCGUCAUCGGUGCAGGUACUGCAUCUAGCUCGAGGGCUAUCGUAUCCCGCGCGCUGUUCACCUCUCCUCGCUUCUUCCCAACACCGCGCCCCAUGUCUAGCUUCACCGGGCACCUAGGCUUUCUGUCUUUGAGCGGCGCACCGUGGGGCGAGGCCUGACCACGACGGUCUGUUGCUGAUGCUGCUGGCCGGAAGGCGUGGUGUUACUCGUUAGCACUGGCGAGGACCGGAUGCUGCUGGCCGAGCGGCGUCGUACGAGUCAGGGAGUGGCAUGUGGACGCAGCGCUCUAGGCUGAGGAGCUACUUCUUCCUGCACACCACCUGUUUGAAAAUUUGUCAAGCUUCCAGGAGCUUUCCAUGGUGAAAGCCAACGACGAGCAGUUUCUGUGUGAGGGAUGAACCUUAACGUGGGUUAACCGUGGGGGACACGCGUAGGAUUCGUGCAAACUUUUUUUGGAAAAUUACAGAAGCACUUGCCUCAGUUUCGACGGAAUGGAAACAUCCAUCUCAGCAUGUCGUGUUGGUGGCUCACACAACCGGGAUCAAACGGGCAUUUCAUCCAGACACGAGUACACGACACGUCCACGAAAGCAGGAGAACCGGAGAAGGAAGCAGAGCCCCUUUCCAAAAUUAAACAUCCCUUUUGGCUUGACCUGGUCUUGUGCGGUCUGGAGCUCAUGGCACCUCCUAUCUUGGCUCCCAAACCCAAACGCCUCCGCCCUUUUAAAAGCUCCGGCCGUUGUUUGUCUCCAUCCCGUUCUCGAGAUGCCACGCUCGUUCCUCUGAAAAAGGCCUCCACCCAUCUACAUUGGCUCGUCGAAUCGCCGGACCAACCAGAGGGAGGCUCCCGAAUAAGAAGACUUCACCGGCGGAGAUCGGUCGCCAUGUCUUUCACCGGCACGCAGGACAAGUGCAAGACUUGCGACAAGACGGUCCAUUUCAUCGACCUCCUCUCCGCCGACGGCAUCUCCUACCACAAAACAUGCUUUAAGUGCAGCCACUGCAAGGGGACCCUUUCGAUGUGCAACUACUCGUCCAUGGAUGGUGUCCUCUACUGCAAGACCCAUUUUGAGCAGCUCUUCAAGGAGACGGGGAGCUUCUCCAAGAAAUUUACGCCAGGUGGCAAAUCUUCAGACAAGAACGAUCAGGCAAAAGCUCCAAACAAGCUAUCCUCUGUGUUCUCUGGAACUCAAGAUAAAUGUGCAGCCUGCCAAAAAACUGUGUACCCAUUGGAGAAGCUAACUUUGGAAGGCGAGUGCUACCAUAAGAGCUGCUUCAAGUGCUCGCAUGGUGGCUGCACCCUCACAACGUCCUCGUACGCCGCGCUCAACGGGAUCCUCUACUGUAAGAUCCAUUUCUCCCAGCUGUUCAAGGAGAAGGGCAGCUACAACCACCUCAUCAAGACCGCGCAAGAAAAGAAAGAGACCGAGGAGGCUGCAGCUGCAACAGCAGGGGCAGAGGCGGAGGCAGAGGCCAAGGACAAAGAGCCGGAAGUGCCCCCACAAGACGCAACAUAGAGAAAAUAUUAGGAGCAAACUAAAAAAAAAAGAACCAAAUAUAUAUAAAAAAAACGUCCGCAAUUUUCAGGUAGUAAAUUGCAAUACUUCCUUCCCUGCUUCCGUUUUUGUUCUGCCUCUCAAAGCUUGAUUUUUUGUCAAGCUGGACUUGUAUCAGCUGUUCACCUGUUACCUUGACAUGAAACUAUUUGGCUGGCAUAGCCAAAAAAAGUAUUGCUUUCCAUUGCAUGAAGAUUUCCAUUGAAUUCUAUGAGCAAAAAAAAUCUCUUCUAUA